GUCUGGACGACCGCGCCUCAAACACAUGUCCAGGCAUCCUGUCCAAGUUAGAAUCAACCAGAUCCAGUGAGCAUAUCUCUGGAAGCAUCAGCGUGCAGCGUCGGCGUGCAGGUGGCAGCGCUCCUGAUCCGGCGAGCCACUCCAUGUCGCGCAUCGGGGGCAUCCAUGCUUGCUCCACCAUGUCCAGCGCGUGCUGCAGGUCCAUGCCUACAACAUCUCGUAAGUCAGCCUCUUAAGAGGCCGGGUUUAAUAUCGAGGCUCCCCACAGCCUCCGCUGCCUGUUCGCUCAUCCGUCUUCCCCCGUUGCCCCAUUCUCUUUACCCGUCACUACUUCUGCGUUUACAUUCUCCCACCCAACUUCACACGUUUGAUUCACCGCUGCACCGCUCGACACCGCCAGCCUGGAUUGCCAUAUCGCCAGGAAACACUCCCCGGCAUAGGCUACUUGCACAAGCCACAGCUGCGUCCCGAGAGCGUGAAACCGUCUUCCUAGCCCCGCAGCACUCGACCGCGUUGGCUAUAUAUCAUCACACAUAUACCAACAAGUCUGGUCUCGCCCUUUCACGCGUCCAGCCAACCAGCCAGUUGGCUCUGCACCUGACCUCGGCCCUGUUACUCUGUCAGCAACCCGCCGAGCGGGCAUUGAUGCCGCUUCUCUCCUGAUUCCCUCGCCGCUACCCACCUACUUUUCUUCCAUUUGGUGGACUUUAGUGCCAUGGUCCGAAGAUUGUUGUUGUAGGAACUGGAUUGGGGAGCCGUACACAUUCGUUUUAUUAUUAGCCUGAUAGCAUACGUUCGUUUCUUUUGGUCGC
Mytilinidion resinicola is the source of this 812-nucleotide messenger RNA. RefSeq lists its product as uncharacterized. Bases 166 to 663 code for a protein of 165 amino acids. Lineage: Eukaryota; Fungi; Ascomycota; Dothideomycetes; Mytilinidiales; Mytilinidiaceae. The record is from RefSeq and is a predicted model, not a curated record. The transcript has a single exon.